AUGGGAUCUGAAUUUAUACGGGACAUUGCAAAAUUUUUGGACUUUCGGAAGGAAACCAUCGAAACAUUAACUGAUAUUUAUAACGAAAUGCAAGCAGCCGGCAAAAACUAUAAAAAGACAAAUGUAUUGACUAAAACUUUGUCUGUUGUCUCGGGUGUAACGUCGGUUGGUCUAACUGUAGCAGCACCGUUUACAGCGGGAGCUACCGGUGUUCCGGCAGCACUUCUUGCAACUGUUAGCGGAGUAGGAUCAGGCGCAUCAUUGGCGGCGACUGUGGUUCAGGCAAUUAGUGAAAAAGGCCUCAUGAAAAAGGCAAAAGAAAUUUUAGCAAAAGAUAAAACAGCUCUUCAACGAAUGAAAAAUACCGUUGUCUUAUUGAAAGAUUUGCAAUCGAGUGCUUCCAGUACUAGCAAGUUUCUUUCCAAAGCAGCCGAACUUGGUGUUGCAACAACACAAGAAAUGCAUUCGAUACUGCAGAAUCCUAACACGGCAAAAGCUAUGGUGGCAAUGACAAAGGUCAAGGAAAUAGUAGAUAAAGUAAAUAAUGUCUUAAAGAUUGCCACACCCGUGAUCAAUAUAAUCACAAUUCCAGUUGGUGUUUGGGAAAUCAUUGGCGAUUUAAAGGAUUGCGAUGCCGGGAAAUAUUCUGCAAAGGCGAGCGAACUUAAGACCACAAUUGAUGAACUUCAAACUGAAUACAACACAGCUAACGAUAUGUAUGAAGCGCUAAAGAUGUGA
Messenger RNA from Mya arenaria, 738 nucleotides. RefSeq lists its product as uncharacterized. Gene Ontology annotation, molecular function: lipid binding. The record is from RefSeq and is a predicted model, not a curated record. Gene Ontology annotation, biological process: lipid transport; lipoprotein metabolic process. The transcript has a single exon. The coding region runs from base 1 to 738 and encodes 245 amino acids. Gene Ontology annotation, cellular component: extracellular region; membrane. Lineage: Eukaryota; Metazoa; Mollusca; Bivalvia; Myida; Myidae.